AUGGUGGAGAAGAAGGAUGACCCAGAGGAGGUCGAGUUUGAUGAUGACUUCGAUGAUUAUGAGGAUCUGGGAUGGUCAUUCAACUACUUUUUUGUUUGCAUCCUUUUGCCCACGUUCAAUGGCCUGAUUAAUGGCUAUUCGUGGUCUGGCCUUUCUCUUCAUUAUGUAGAGAUGGGUUGGCCCUUAACAAACGUUGGCUGGCCGUGCAUGAUUGGCUUUGCCUUGCGCCUUGUUUUUCAGCAAGUCCAGAUGCGAGCAGGCUUUUGGGUCUCCGUGCCUUUAGCAAUCUUUCACCUGGGCACUGCGAUCGUGGGCAUGAUCUACACCACAGAGGAGUGGGCUGUGGCCUUGGAGAUAGCGGUCAUGCAAGCGUUGGACCCUAGUAUCACUGUCGAAGGCAUCGCAUUUGAUGUCUUUGGGCUGUCCGAAGAGCAGGCACGGCAAGCGUCCUCCACAGUGCUGGCGGUCUUUACCAUUGCGAUUGCCAGCGCGGUGACCAUCGGAGGUAUCAUCUAUGAUGGUUUCGGGUGGAAAGGCAUGUCGGUCUUCCACGUGAUCUGUCAGUCGGGGAUGUUGCUCCUAUUUGCAACCCAACCGGUGGUGUGGCGGUCCUUCAGGGAGUUCUUUUUCAAAGCGCGUUCCAAGGACGAAGAGGAAAGUCACACGGAGGCAGCCCUUCCAGUUGUUCCAACGGAGCCGUCUGGAUCUACGCAAGAUGAUUUGCAGCUUGAGGAUAUCGACGAGUAUGAUCUGCCAGGAGCAGUGAAGAAUGAGGCCCUAGUCCAGUUUUACAAUCCGAAACGCAGAAAGAUUAGCUCCAACAGAGGAACCAAGGCCUCAGUGGUAGUAGUAGGCAGAAAGAGCCAAGACUCACAGGGAAGCAGCCAUGACUCUAGUGGAAGCCGCCCAAGAGCCAAGACCGAAGACUCAGUAGGCAGUGCCAGAAAGAGCCAUGACUCUGGUGAAAGCAGUGGCAGAAAGACACAAGACUCACAGGGAAGCCAUGGAAGAAGGACUUUGGACGCACAGGGAAGCCAUGGCGAAGGAACCCGUGCAUCCCGUGCAUCCAUUGCCACCAGAAGGACUCAGAUGACCAUGGGGACUCGUGUGACCGGCAUGACACGUGGCACAGUGCUCACCGGGAAGUCAGCCCGUACCAUCCGCACAGCCUUGACUGCUCGCUCUCAGAUGACCCGGGGGACCAGCAAGACACAGGGGACCGUCCUGUCGCGCAUGACCGCGUUGACCAGUUUUAAGGACUCGGACGACUUCCAAUAUCACUUUGGCGCCCACAGCGCUCUACGCCCUGCCAUUGCCCGACGGGCCGGAGGGCCAGCCGAAGUUGAGGAAGAUGACAAUGUGGAGGAUGAGCCCAAACCCAAAGGCAUUCCCAAGGAUAUCCGAACGCCUUCAUUCUUGAUCGUGCUUUGCUGCUUCAACAACACCGCUGUGUACGUCCUCGAGUUCGCGACCUUCGCCAUUUUCUUUAAGGAGUUUCACGGGUGGGAGGCUGCGACUUGGGCGAGCCUGGCGCAGACCAGCGGAGAUUUGGUGGCAGCGGUCAUGAUGAAGGUCUUGAGGAACAACGUGGACGAGGCCGAGAAUGUGGGCUGGCUGCGCCGCAUCACAAUGCAACCAUACAAUCUAGCCUGCCUCCUGUUCUGCUGGACGCUCUGCAAUUUGGGCAUGAUCAGCCCUUUGUUGCCUGUUGCGGUCACGGCGCAGAUCAUCAUGGGCACGGUUUUUGUCUACACCAUGAAGAUGAGCACAGACCUAAACCUCUUCUACUCCAUGGGGGAUACUGCCGUCUUCCUGAAGCUUCAGGUCAAUUGCAAGAAUGCCGAAGCAAUUGGCGGUUGCAUCUUCAGCUUUCUGGGCCCAUUUCUCUUCGAGCAUGUGAGUGCCUUUUUCCCCUUCAUGGUCUCGACGUUUUUGUCCGCAUUGAUUUUCAUCGUUUUCUCUGCAGGCUUCUGCCAACGCCUGGGCUGCGAGGAGAUUGAAUCCGCGGAGUCGAAACGCAGUCGGCGGUUGGGGCUGAGGCGGGUGAGCCACUGGAGCGUGGUGAGCCGGAAGAACACUGUGGUGCUUCCCAACGAGCAGGAUGAUGCUGAGGAGGAAGACGACUCCUAA
Durusdinium trenchii is the source of this 2130-nucleotide messenger RNA. The record is from the annotation of a GenBank genome assembly. NCBI's taxonomy places the organism in Eukaryota, Dinophyceae, Suessiales, Symbiodiniaceae.